This is a messenger RNA of Owenia fusiformis, 2264 nucleotides long. Lineage: Eukaryota; Metazoa; Annelida; Polychaeta; Sabellida; Oweniidae. The record is from the annotation of a GenBank genome assembly.
GAAACACGCGCAUGCGCACUUACGUCAGCAACCGGAGGAAGAAGUAAAUAAUGGCGGAGGAUUAGAUUUGGGAUACCCUUCGUAAUCUGUGUCAUCAUGCCUGUUAUAUACCAAUUGAAUGAAAUUUGAGGCAAUCAGUGUCAUAAGCAUAUAUCAGGGCAUUCUCUGAAGUCUAUAUUUUAUCAAUCAAGGACGAAUAAAUAAGUAAUGGAGCUUCGUGUCGGAAACAAGUAUCGGUUGGGUCGAAAGAUUGGUAGUGGAUCAUUUGGGGACAUUUAUUUAGGUACAGAUAUAACAAAUGCUGAAGAAGUUGCUAUUAAGUUAGAAUGUGUGAAAACCAAACACCCACAGCUCCACAUAGAGAGCAAGAUAUACAAAAUGAUGCAAGGUGGAGUGGGUAUUCCUACAAUCAAGUGGUGCGGUGCCGAAGGGGACUACAAUGUCAUGGUGAUGGAACUAUUGGGGCCCAGUCUAGAAGAUCUCUUUAACUUUUGCUCUAGGAAAUUCAGUUUAAAAACAGUCUUACUGUUGGCUGAUCAACUUAUAAGUCGUAUUGAAUAUAUUCAUUCAAAAAAUUUUAUUCACCGAGAUGUCAAACCUGAUAACUUCCUCAUGGGACUUGGCAAAAAAGGAAACUUAGUAUAUAUCAUAGACUUUGGAUUAGCCAAAAAGUAUCGAGAUGCAAGGACACAUCAGCAUAUACCUUAUAGAGAAAACAAGAAUCUCACUGGAACAGCCAGAUAUGCUAGCAUCAAUACACACUUAGGAAUAGAACAAAGUAGGCGAGAUGACAUGGAGUCGCUAGGAUAUGUGUUUAUGUACUUUCUCCGUGGUAGCCUCCCCUGGCAGGGCCUCAAGGCUGCAACUAAGAGACAAAAAUAUGAACGAAUAAGUGAGAAGAAAAUGUCCACCCCAAUUGAAGAAUUGUGCAAGGGUUUUCAAGCUGAAUUUGCCACAUAUCUCAAUUUCUGCAGAUCACUAAGGUUUGACGACAAACCUGAUUAUUCCUAUCUACGUCAACUUUUCCGCAAUUUGUUCCAUCGGCAGGGAUUUACUUACGACUACGUCUUUGAUUGGAACAUGUUAAAGUUUGGAGGAAACAAAAGCUCCGAUGAUUCAGAGAGGGAUCGUAAGGAUAGGGGUCCCCAUACGUCCACCACAAGGGCUCUGCCAGGUACUGCUAAUGCCAGCAGGAUGAGAAGUUUGGAACAAGUUGGUGUAGGAGUCGGGGCUGCUAGUCCUGUAGAUUAUGCUGAACGUGAACGUCGAGUAAGCAUGAGGCUUCACAGGGGUGCCCCACCGAACAUGUCAAACAGCGACUUACGUGAUGGCCGCCACUCGGCUCAACAUAUUGGCCAACAGGGCAUGAUGGUCGGCUCAGCAGUCAGGCGUGCUAGUGCAAAAGAUGAUCAGGGUCGCUCAUCAAGGCAUAUGAAAAAAUAACCAAGAAUCAAACCUAUUAGUGGUAGUAUUUUGAUGGUUUGGUUUUCCCUUCUGAGUCAGUGAAACACCAACGAGACACUGGAUGAGACACCAAUGAGACACUGGAUGUGCAGUUGGUGAGAAAUCGCUUCACUCAGUAGGUUAUGUUGGAAUAUCAGCAUUGGCAUCAACUAUGAUUUCAUGUCAGAUUGCUACGUGCCGCUUGGAGUCCAGCAGGAUCCUGGCUCCAACAUGCAGUCUCAAAACCCAGUCACAAUUAAAGCGUAACACACGGACAAACUAGCUUGUGUGGGCUGUAUAUGUUGGGUGCAUACUCUCAACACUGUUGAACCAUCAGUCCACACAAUAAGUGUGCUAUGUAUGAUGAUGACCUAGAGACUAGAGUCAUUGAUAUUCAUUGUGUAUAUAAGACAUUCAAUUGUAAAUUGGACCAAACGUGUAUAUAAUACUGCCUGUGUCACUGACUACAUGACGUUGUAUAUAGAUUGCAUCCCUGUUUCAAUCAACAGGAUCAACAUUCAAGUCUCAAGCUUAAUAGAUAAUGCCACAUCGGCUAUGACCUUAUGGUACAUCAAAAGCAUUUCAGGCCUAUGGGUCAAAACUGAAGUACAGACCCAUUGUCAUGUUUUUGGGGAGGUUAAGUUAGCAUUGUUUUGAAGAACAUCCAUGUGACUUUAUGAUCCCCUAUGGACUAUUUUCAUCUUACUGGGCUUUAUUUUCCCGAUUGAGUAUGAAGAUGUGAGGAAAAUAUUUGUAAUAUGGUCUCUGUUUAAACCAAUUGGGAGGUUGAUAACAAUACCUGGUUGGUUGUAAUAUUACAU